CACUCGCUUGCUUCACUCGAUCGAUCCUUGAGUUCUGAACACGCCCUGCCAUUGACACCUUUCGAGUUACAACCCAACAACCGGUUGCUAUCUAGCUAGGGAAAGAAGAAAGACCGAACAGUUUGGUGGAUCAUAUCGAUCGCCAUGGCUUUCUGUGGUGGUUUCAUGGAGAAGGCCAAGCCGUACAUCGCCAUGAUCUCCCUGCAGUUCGGCUACGCCGGCAUGAACGUCCUCACCAAGGUCUCUCUUAACGGCGGGAUGAGCCACUACGUGCUGGUCGUGUACCGGCACGCCUUCGCCACGCUCGCCAUUGCUCCCUUUGCUCUCAUCCUCGAGAGGAAGGUGAGACCGCAGAUGACGUGGUCGAUCUUCUUCCAGAUCUUCGUCCUUGCGCUACUCGGACCGGUGAUCGACCAGAAUUUCUACUACGUGGGGCUGAAGUACACCGGCCCGACGUUCGCCUGCGCCAUGAGCAACAUCCUCCCGGCGAUGACCUUCGUCAUGGCGGUGAUCUUCAGGAUGGAGAAGAUAGAGCUGACGAAGCUGCGGUGCCAGGCCAAGAUCUUCGGGACGGUCGUGACAGUGGCCGGCGCGAUGCUGAUGACGCUCUACAAGGGCCCGCUCAUGCACCUGCCAUGGACCAACAGCCACGCGCAGCCCGGCGGCGGCGAGGCCGCAGGUGCCGCCGGCGUCGACCCCACCGCCAGGGAGUGGUUCCUGGGCUCCCUCUUCAUCAUCAUCGCCACCCUCGCCUGGGCGUCGCUCUUUAUCCUACAGACCCACACCAUCAAGAAGUACACCGCCCAGCUCUCCCUCACCACCCUCAUCUGCUUCGUCGGCACCAUCCAGGCCGUCGCCGUCACCUUCGUCAUGGAGCGCCGCGUGUCCGUCUGGACCAUCGGCUUCGACAUGAACCUCCUCGCCGCCGCCUACGCCGGGAUCGUGACGUCGAGCAUCGCGUACUACGUGCAAGGGCUGGUGAUCCAGAAGACGGGACCUGUGUUCGCGUCGGCGUUCAGCCCGCUGAUGAUGAUCAUCGUGGCCGUCAUGGGGUCCUUCAUCCUUUCCGAGAAGAUAUACCUUGGUGCCGUGCUGGGCGCCGUGGUGAUCGUGGUCGGGCUCUACGCCGUGCUCUGGGGCAAGCACAAGGAGACGCAGGAGCAGGAGGCGGACGCCAAGGUGGCGCUGCCGGUGGCCUCCAAGGGACCAGACGGCACCAGCGUCGUGCAAGGAGCUGCUACCGCUGCCGGAGAUGAUGAUGGGAUGAGGUCGGCCUCCAACGGACGUGGAGCUGGAUCGGCUAGUACAGUUUGAUGGACCGGGAACCCCAAUAAUCCAAGCAAGCCCCACCAGCAUUAGUUAGCCACCGGAAGGCCGGUGGCUCGCAUUUUUGUUCUUGUUUUACGAUGUGUGAUGAUCGAUAUGCUACACUUAUUUGUCACUAGUAUACUUAUGUCAUCUCGGAGAGUGAUGUGAUUUGCCUUUCCACUUUACCUCUCUAAUAUAGUAAGUAACCAGCAAAGACCCUGUGUAUCAAUAAUGUUAUGAGAUUCCAAGCAGCUUUAUUACUACUCCCUUCGUAAAGAA
This is a messenger RNA of Hordeum vulgare subsp. vulgare (domesticated barley), 1587 nucleotides long. Its product is annotated as WAT1-related protein At5g07050-like. The record is from RefSeq and is a predicted model, not a curated record. Bases 145 to 1314 code for a protein of 389 amino acids. Gene Ontology annotation, molecular function: transmembrane transporter activity. The transcript has 5 exons. Lineage: Eukaryota; Viridiplantae; Streptophyta; Magnoliopsida; Poales; Poaceae. Gene Ontology annotation, cellular component: plasma membrane.